AUGUCCCCCAUUCCAUUCCUCAAAUUUCCGUAUUUGAUCCAACUUGACGUACUUAAACAACUCGAGUUUGAUGAAAUCUUUCUGAUGAGUUUAUGCUCGAAAAAAGUGAAAAUCAUGAUACAAAGUGUUAACUUAGAAGCUGAAAAAUUGGUAUACGGACUGGUAGAGAGCAUGGCUCAAGCUUUUGUGGGACAUCAUGAAGGCUUGCGGCUGCUGCGUGAUGUUGCAAACUUUCAAUGUUUUGAAAGUAUUCCUAGAAAUGAAAUGAGUCAAAUGAAUGUUGGAGGCAACACGAUUGAAUGCAGUUUCAUAAAACAACUAAGGAACGGAAAAGAAGCGUAUACUGUCGGUUACCAUACAUCAGAAGAAGAAAUCGUUCUGAAAUCAUUGCACUGCCAUAUCAGCAGUCUGUUCCGAAACAAGCCGCAUAUUCAAUUAAUAGCUGUUUCCCCCCGUGCAUUGAUCAAAUCCGCCGUCAUAUCAAAUCUCAAUGAAGCCUCAAUUAGCAUUGAUGAACCGCAAGUGUUGGAUACGUCGCAACUAGAAGACUUUGUGAAUUUACAUUCAAACCUUGAUAACGUCCAAUUAGUGCACUCUUUCACCGGACCUCCAUUGACGAGAGAAUCAAGAUUUUUAAAGAUCAAAGCGUUAACUGUACAUGACGCAGGUCAAAGAACUUCUGAGCUCAUGGCGAAUUUCGAUGGCCAGCAUCUCCAUCUUUCCAAGCCCAUUUAUACUACUAAUGAUUGGUACCAACUACUCAGAAGAUGGAAGCGAAAAGAGGCCUAUGGAAACUUGAAAACAUUGGUUACAAAUCCUCCAGAGCAACAAACCAUUUUGAAUUUGGACGUUACAGAGUUUGAUAUAAAAGUAUGGGACGGUCAAAGAAGACCAAGGAAGUACAAAUUGACGCUGCCCCGAUCCAUGGAAGUGGAUUGUUCCUACUGGUUGGACAUGCAACAGGACGGAGGCGGCAAGUGGGCAUCAGUUAUGCUAUCACAGGAUUUGAAAUUCUUCGUCGUUUGGGAUUAG
This is a messenger RNA of Caenorhabditis remanei, 1032 nucleotides long. RefSeq lists its product as uncharacterized. The coding region runs from base 1 to 1032 and encodes 343 amino acids. The record is from RefSeq and is a predicted model, not a curated record. Lineage: Eukaryota; Metazoa; Nematoda; Chromadorea; Rhabditida; Rhabditidae. Gene Ontology annotation, biological process: embryo development. The transcript has 3 exons. Gene Ontology annotation, molecular function: protein binding.